GACAGGAAAUUAAGUUAGCGCGCUUUUACCAGCUCUCUCCUUCUCCUGUUUUCUGCAGCUGUAAGAGGAGAACACGACUCACACAAAGAGCCCAGCGUGGAUCCAGGCCACGGCUUUAACCUCAGCGCACUCUCCUCCUGUUCCACACCAGAGCGUCCCGCUGACACGCACCCUGAGAUAAUUCAACGUCGACAAUCAAAAUGGAGCUCGAGAAGAUGAACGGACACGCCAAAGAAAAUGGCUUCGACGGCCUGGACGCCAUCAACGCCGAGCGAGAAGAGUUUCUACCUCACAAAGCCGACGGUCUGAAAGAGUCACAGUUUACAGAUUUUGAAGGAAAAACGUCAUUCGGGAUGUCGGUGUUUAACCUCAGUAACGCCAUCAUGGGCAGCGGGAUCCUGGGACUGGCCUUCGCGAUGUCCAACACGGGAAUCGUUCUUUUUGUGAUCUUGCUGAUCUUCAUUGCGGUUCUUUCUGCGUAUUCCAUCCAUCUGCUGCUCAAAAGUGCUGGAGUUGUUGGAAUCCGGGCCUAUGAGCAGCUCGGGAACAGAGCCUUUGGAGCUCCAGGGAAAAUGCUGGCGGCCGUCAUUAUCACAGUUCAUAACAUUGGAGCCAUGUCCAGUUAUUUAUUUAUUGUAAAGUCCGAGCUCCCGUUGGUGAUCCUGGCGUUCCUCGGUCAGACGACGAACACGGGAGAGUGGUUCCUGAAUGGAAACUACUUGAUCAUCAUUGUUAGCAUUGGCAUCAUCCUCCCAUUAGCUCUCAUGAAACAGCUCGGUUAUCUGGGAUACACCAGCGGCUUCUCUCUGUCCUGUAUGGUUUUCUUCCUGAUUUCCGUUAUUUACAAGAAGUUCAACAUCCCGUGUCCUCUGGAGGAUUUCCACAACAGCAGCCAAACUCACACUGUGGAUCCAGACGAGUUCUGUGAAGCAAAGAUGUUUACCAUCAAAUCUGAGACGGCGUACACCAUCCCCAUCCUGGCGUUUGCUUUUGUCUGUCACCCUGAGGUUCUCCCGAUUUACACCGAGCUCCGAAAUGCAAACCGUGGUCGUAUGCAGAAGGUGGCAAACAUCUCCAUCCUGGCCAUGUUCGUCAUGUACCUGCUCACCGCCAUCUUUGGAUACCUCACUUUUUACGGGGCCGUGGAGUCGGAGCUGCUCCACACGUACAUCCGCGUGAACCCUCUGGACGUGCUGAUCCUGUGUGUGCGUCUGGCCGUGCUCGCCGCCGUCACGCUCACCGUCCCCGUCGUCCUGUUCCCGAUCAGGAGGGCGGUGCAGCAGAUCCUGUUCCCAGACAAACCGUUCCAUUGGGCCAGACACAUUUUAAUCGCGUGUUCCCUCAUCUUCCUGGUCAAUCUGCUCGUCAUCUUCGUGCCCUCCAUUCGCGACAUCUUCGGCAUUAUCGGUGCGACCUCUGCCCCCAGCCUCAUCUUCAUCCUGCCGGGAAUAUUUUACAUCCGGAUUGUUCCUGAAGAGACGGAGCCUUUGCUUUCAAGAAACAAGAUCCAGGCGGCGUGCUUCGCUGGCCUUGGCUUCAUCUUCAUGAUCAUGAGCUUGUCGUUCAUCAUCAUAGACUGGGUGACGGGGGAAUCCCGGAGCGGAGGCGGGCACUGACCAACGAAAUCAGAAACAAACUGCCAAAACUCUCCCUGUUUGUCAAAGACCCUCGACCUGCCCACGACCUUCCCACGAACCCGAAGGAACCUGCGCUCAGACCAAAGAAAAUCGCUAUAAUGUGAACGAGAGGGCAGAACGUCUCACAGCAGAGGAGACGAUGGGAGAUAACACAAGUCGGACUGAAAGAGGGGCCUCUCGGGAGCAUUCUGAGGGAGCAAAACCAUGACUCAAAACGGAAAAUCUGUUUUAUUUUGGGGGUUUUGGCGUAAAUCUGGAACAGCUCAGUCAGAGAAGGAGCUGCUAUCUGAGCUACGUCUCGUCUUUACUGAAAGCCAAACGUAUUUUGUGCUUUUCAAACCUGUUUUAUUUUGCUAAAACUGACCACGCUCAUCGUUCAUUCAUCUUCUAUUGCUGUAUGUCAGUGAUAAAAGACUACGGUGGCUCCCCUAAACCAAAAAAGCAUCAGAUUAGGCAUUUUGCUUCAUUAUCAACACCAUAAAAACUGAUUACCGGUACUAAAGGUGCACUGUGGAACUUUUUAAAUGGGUUUAUCCAUCACCUAUCAAUGUUCCACAUCUGAUUAUCACAUUUGUUUACUGUUAUCGCUAAAAUCUGACUUGAAAAACACAGUUACUUUGCGCAGCUUGUCUCCAUGGAAAUAGAGAAGUUUUAAUGCCAUUCUGUGGAACAUUUCAGGCGAAGCGAUACGGUCUCCAUGGGGACGAGCAGGUGGCGGACCUCGCUACGCACCACCAACUCCAAAGUUUGUAUAGAUAAAAUGAUUCCGUCGAGGGUUUACGCUGCGCCGCCGGAAACGCUUGAAAUGUAAUUUAAUAAUAUAUGAAAAAUGAAGUUAUUUAAAACGUGGACUCUAUAUUUGAGAGAAUUAUUUAUAACUCUUAGUACUGGAUGAUGUCGUUAAGGGUUCAUUCCUGUAAUUCCUCCCUGCUCUUCGAAGCUAAAGCAGUUACCAAAGAACCAAUCAGGAGCGAGACUGUUGAAGGUAACGCCCCUUCCCGCCCUUAGCGACGCUGUCAAUCAAACCUGUUGCUAACGCUAACGGGAGUGACGUCGGGGAAAGAAGGACCUGAUUUGUCUGUUAUUAAUGUUCAUAUCUUGAUUUACAGACACAAUAGUGAAAUAAAAACCCCAGGAUCAUGUAGAGGGUUAAUACGAACAUUUAAGACCAGAAUGACGAGUCGAAGGAGAAGAGACAGAGAGAGGACACAGAUUUUACACAGAAAGUGAAUUGGAGCCGGAAACGCGCCCAUGAUCACUUCCUGGUUAUAACACCACGUUGGCUACGUCCAUUUAUAUUCAGUCCUUGUGUAUAACGCAGGUUUGAGACGUCAGUGAGAGUUACAGAAAAUAUAAUAUAUAUUUUUCACAUUUCAAACGACACAUUGAGCUGCAGUGAGGAGGAGGUUCACACACACGUUUUUAUCAAAGCUCUAAACCAACCAAAACCGUCCAGUGUUUAUCAUGUGACCCCCGAGCCGUGAGCAGCGACGUCGUGACUUUAAGUUAAAAUAAUUCCGUCUGUUUUGGAUCUGAGAUGUUGUUGCUCUUCCUGUACAUUUUAAAUUAAUAUUUGUCAAUAAAAGUCUGUGUUUU
Periophthalmus magnuspinnatus is the source of this 3233-nucleotide messenger RNA. RefSeq names its product sodium-coupled neutral amino acid transporter 3-like. Gene Ontology annotation, molecular function: glycine transmembrane transporter activity; L-glutamine transmembrane transporter activity. The transcript has 16 exons. NCBI's taxonomy places the organism in Eukaryota, Metazoa, Chordata, Actinopteri, Gobiiformes, Gobiidae. The record is from RefSeq and is a predicted model, not a curated record. Gene Ontology annotation, biological process: glycine transport; L-glutamine transport; L-histidine transmembrane transport. Bases 201 to 1616 code for a protein of 471 amino acids.